Charadrius vociferus (killdeer) is the source of this 1125-nucleotide messenger RNA. RefSeq names its product Fas cell surface death receptor (gene FAS). Gene Ontology annotation, biological process: negative regulation of apoptotic process; necroptotic signaling pathway; immune response. Gene Ontology annotation, molecular function: protein binding; tumor necrosis factor receptor activity. The transcript is spliced from 7 exons. The coding region runs from base 1 to 1125 and encodes 374 amino acids. Lineage: Eukaryota; Metazoa; Chordata; Aves; Charadriiformes; Charadriidae. The record is from RefSeq and is a predicted model, not a curated record. Gene Ontology annotation, cellular component: membrane raft; external side of plasma membrane; CD95 death-inducing signaling complex.
AUGGCGCCCAGAGGACCACCAUACUUCCGGAGCCUUCUGCUGGCCGGGGCCUCAUGGCGGGCAGGCUGGUUGGGGUGUCACGAUCCUCCAGCUCAGAGACCUGGGACGAAACGUGUCCCUGUGUUUUUGUGCUGUGACCGUCCCCUCCCUCGGCCCAAUCUGACACGUGGAGGAGUGAUGGAGGUGGCUGUCUUAAUUAUUGAAAUGCAGUGCAAAAAUGAUACUGAAGCUCUAAUAAACACAGCAUACAAUAAAUUAAUUACAAGGAGGAUCAUUGCUAAGAGGGAAAUUAAAUGUAACCAGGAAGAAUACAAUUCAGGUGCUCGGUGUUGCAAGAAAUGUGAACGUGGUUUUGUUAGAAGUAUUGACUGCCCAACAGAUACCAGUAAACACUGUGUUCCAUGUGAAAACGGAAAGGAGUAUGUAGAUUAUGUCAAUGAAUUGGAAGAGUGUUUCAGAUGCUCUUCGUGUGACAUAACAUUUGGUUUGGAGGUCGCAAAGAACUGUACCCCAGGACAGAACACAGAAUGCACCUGUGCCAAGAGCCAUUUUUGCAAUUCUUCUGUACCAUGCACGCACUGUUAUCCGUGUACCAUAUGUGAAAGUGGCGUAAUUGAAAAACAAUGUACUUCAACUUCAGACACGGUGUGCGGAAUGAAAGGUACCAUUUCAAACCCCAGCAUGGAGAAUGUACCUCUCAUAUACACAGAUGUUGACCUGAGCAGCCAUAUUGCUGGUAUUGUGGAGGAGAUGACGCUCCAAGAAGUCAAGACAUUUGUUCGAAAUCGCAAAGUACCAGAACCUGUCAUAGAUCAAACUGUUCGGGAUUAUUUUAAUGAUACAUCUGAACAGAAGAUUAAGCUGUUUCAAGUCUGGUAUCAAAGACAUGGGAUAAAAGGAGCCUAUGGAACUUUAAUAUGCAGCCUGAGAGAGCUGAAAAUGUGCGCUGCAGCUGAUAAAAUUGAGGAGAAACUGAAGGCAGCUGUUUCCAGCUGUCAGGAAGGGGGACAAUCUUAUAGUGAUGACACUGAGCAAAGCAAAACCUGCCCUCAGGAAAGCAGAAACUCUUACAGUGAUAGUGCUGAGCUAAGUAAAACCUGUUCUGGUAGUUUGGAAGAGACAUAA